GCGCUCUGGGCGGGCGCGGAGUCUCCCGGCGCGGCGGCGGGAAGAGGAGUACUGUGCGCUCUAAAGGGUUUCCUCUGCCUCCAGGUCCCGAGAGCCGUCUCAACUGCUGCUGGCGACUUGUUUCCAGAGGAUUGAGGAAAACCCACCAGGAACCGAAAAUGCCGAAACCAAUCAAUGUCCGAGUCACCACCAUGGACGCGGAGCUGGAGUUCGCCAUCCAGCCGAACACCACAGGAAAACAGCUUUUUGAUCAGGUUGGUCUCUACAUCGGCCUUCGGGAAGUGUGGUACUUUGGCCUCCAGUAUGUGGAUAAUAAAGGAUUUCCUACCUGGUUGAAACUUGAUAAAAAGGUAAGUCAAAGUGUCAGCCAGGAGGUCAGGAAGGAGAAUCCUCUCCAGUUCAAGUUCAGGGCCAAGUUACCCGAAGACGUGUCUGAGGAGCUCAUCCAGGACAUCACGCAGAAGCUGUUCUUCCUCCAAGUGAAGGAGGGCAUCCUCAGCGAUGAGAUUUACUGCCCUCCUGAGACCGCCGUGCUCCUCGGCUCCUACGCGGUACAAGCCAAGUUCGGGGACUAUAACAAAGAAAUGCACAAGUCCGGGUACCUCAGCUCCGAGCGCCUGAUCCCCCAGAGAGUCAUGGACCAGCACAAGCUCACCAGGGACCAGUGGGAGGACCGGAUUCAGGUGUGGCAUGCUGAGCACCGGGGAAUGCUCAGAGACAGUGCUAUGUUGGAGUAUCUGAAGAUUGCCCAAGACCUGGAAAUGUAUGGAAUCAACUAUUUUGAGAUAAAAAAUAAGAAAGGAACAGACCUUUGGCUUGGAGUGGAUGCCCUGGGACUAAAUAUUUAUGAGAAAGAUGAUAAGUUAACCCCAAAGAUUGGCUUCCCGUGGAGUGAAAUCAGGAACAUCUCUUUCAAUGACAAAAAGUUUGUCAUUAAGCCCAUCGACAAGAAGGCACCUGACUUCGUGUUCUACGCCCCCCGCCUGCGCAUCAACAAGCGGAUCCUGCAGCUGUGCAUGGGCAACCACGAGCUGUACAUGCGCCGCCGCAAGCCCGACACCAUCGAGGUGCAGCAGAUGAAGGCCCAGGCCCGGGAGGAGAAGCACCAGAAGCAGCUGGAGCGGCAGCAGCUGGAAACUGAGAAGAAAAGGAGAGAAACCGUUGAGAGAGAGAAAGAGCAGAUGAUGCGGGAGAAGGAGGAGCUCAUGCUCAGGCUGCAGGACUACGAGCAGAAAACCAAGAAAGCCGAGAAAGAGCUGUCGGACCAGAUCCAGAGGGCCCUGCAGCUGGAGGAGGAGAGGAAGCGCGCCCAGGAGGAGGCCGAGCGCCUGGAGGCCGACCGCAUGGCCGCUCUGCGCGCCAAGGAGGAGCUGGAGAGGCAGACGGUGGAUCAGAUAAAGAGCCAGGAGCAGCUGGCUGCGGAACUUGCAGAGUAUACCGCCAAGAUCGCCCUCCUGGAAGAGGCGCGGAGGCGUAAGGAGGACGAGGUAGAGGAGUGGCAGCACAGGGCCAAAGAAGCCCAGGAUGACCUGGUGAAGACCAAGGAGGAGCUGCAUCUGGUGAUGACAGCCCCCCCACCCCCGCCGCCCCCUGUGUACGAGCCAGUGGGCUACCACGUCCAGGACAACCUGCAGGAGGAGGGCACGGAGUACACGGGCUACAGUGCUGAGCUGUCCAGCGAAGGCAUCCUGGACGACCGCAACGAGGAGAAGCGGGUCACCGAGGCCGAGAAGAAUGAGCGUGUGCAGCGGCAGCUGAUGACACUGUCCAACGAGCUGUCCCAGGCCAGAGACGAGAACAAGAGGACCCACAACGACAUCAUCCACAAUGAGAACAUGAGGCAAGGCCGGGACAAGUAUAAGACGCUGCGGCAGAUCCGGCAGGGCAACACUAAGCAGCGCAUUGACGAGUUUCGAGGCCAUGUGAAGGCCGCCGGGACCGGGCGGGGUGGAGCCUUGCGCCUGGGAAGGGUGGGGCCUCGCACCGGGCCUCCGCCGAGGGUCAUGCGCAGACUCUAAAACUUGUAUUUGUAGUUCUCUAAAUCUAGACCCCUCCUCGCACUCCAGUUCUUUAAAAAGAGUAGUUAUUUCAGUGGGAAUAUUCUGGGGCUGGGACCAGUGGGAGCUUCCCUGGUUUAUUUUUCCCAUUUGUAUCAUAGUGCCAAACAGGCCUGAUUUUUAUUAUUAUUAUUAUUGAAUCACUUCCUGUCUUACGCUUGGAGCAGGGCUGAUUGAAUUAAGGAAAGAUACCUGUAAAGUCUGAACAGCAAACUCCAUGCUGGCAUGUGUGAUACAAGAUUCCGUAUAAUUAAAACCACAUCGUGGCUUAUAUUCUGUGCCAUACUUUUUUCUGUAUCUGAAAUUAGCUCAAAUUGAUUUGUACUUGAUUUCUAUGAAGGAUGCAUCUUUGUAUAUUUAUGUUUUUUGAGGGGUGACAUUAGCUUGAAAACAGUCCAAAGCACUGCUUUCCACACGGGCACACAGUGACUGCCCCCUCCGGUCCUUCAGCUGACAAAAUCCUGUGACCAUUCCGGAUAAACAAUACAGGAGGACACUGCACUCUUGGAUAAACUUUUCCUUUUUUUGUUGUUUUUUGAACAGUUAGAGGGCUACAUUGUUGGACUUACACACCUAAUUAAUGAUCAGCUAUAGAGUAUAGUAUUUAUAAGCAAUGAUAUGGGUUUGUACCAUUAGUUUAAAAAAGGGAAAGUUUUGUUCUGUAUAUUUUGUUACCUUUUACAGAAUAAUAAAAGAAUUACAUAUUAAAACCAAA
Messenger RNA from Rhinolophus ferrumequinum (greater horseshoe bat), 2772 nucleotides. It is a transcript of the gene EZR, whose product is annotated as ezrin. Lineage: Eukaryota; Metazoa; Chordata; Mammalia; Chiroptera; Rhinolophidae. The record is from RefSeq and is a predicted model, not a curated record. Gene Ontology annotation, molecular function: actin binding; cell adhesion molecule binding. Gene Ontology annotation, cellular component: microvillus; apical part of cell; filopodium. Gene Ontology annotation, biological process: regulation of cell shape; regulation of organelle assembly; positive regulation of early endosome to late endosome transport.